GAGCCUAGGCGGGAUAAAACCGGUUGGCGAUGCCGGGUGGAUGGGAACAAACUUCAGAACGAGGAGAGACACCGGGCCCAGGGCACCCUCGGGGGCGGACCCAGGCAGUGAGGGCCUGUGGUCAGCCGGCCAGGGCAGCGGCGUGGCGGCGGGUGCGGCUGGGACCUGCGUGAAGGAAGCCCCGAGUGUUCGGCAGGCUGCGAGCGACUCCCCGGCCAUGCCUCACAACUCCAUCAGAUCCGGCCACGGCGGGCUGAACCAGCUGGGAGGGGCCUUUGUGAAUGGCAGGCCCCUGCCAGAAGUGGUCCGCCAGCGCAUCGUAGACCUGGCCCACCAGGGCGUGAGGCCCUGCGACAUCUCCCGCCAGCUCCGCGUCAGCCACGGCUGCGUCAGCAAGAUCCUUGGCAGUAGGUACUACGAGACUGGAAGCAUCCGGCCUGGAGUGAUAGGGGGCUCCAAGCCCAAGGUGGCCACCCCCAAGGUGGUGGAGAAGAUCGGGGACUACAAACGGCAGAACCCCACCAUGUUUGCCUGGGAGAUCCGAGACCGGCUCCUGGCGGAGGGCGUCUGUGACAAUGACACUGUGCCCAGUGUCAGCUCCAUCAACAGAAUCAUCCGGACCAAAGUGCAGCAACCCUUCAACCUCCCCAUGGAGAGCUGCGUGGCUACCAAGUCCCUGAGUCCAGGACACACACUGAUCCCCAGCUCAGCCGUCACGCCCCCCGAGUCCCCCCAGUCGGACUCCCUGGGCUCCACCUACUCCAUCAACGGGCUCCUGGGAAUCGCCCAGCCUGGCAGUGACAGCAAGAGGAAAAUGGAUGACAGUGACCAGGACAGCUGCCGGCUAAGCAUCGACUCUCAGAGCAGCAGCAGUGGGCCCCGGAAGCACCUCCGCACGGACGCCUUCAGCCAGCACCACCUGGAGCCCCUGGAGUGCCCAUUUGAGCGGCAGCAUUACCCCGACGCCUACGCCUCCCCAAGCCACACCAAAGGCGAGCAGGGCCUCUACCCGCUGCCCCUGCUCAACAGCGCCCUGGAGGACGGGAAGGCCACCUUGACCCCUUCCAAUACGCCCCUGGGGCGCAACCUGUCGACUCACCAGAGCUACCCCGUGGUGGCAGAUCCUCAUUCACCCUUCGCCAUAAAGCAGGAAACCCCCGAGCUGUCCAGUUCUAGCUCCACCCCUUCCUCUUUAUCUAGCUCCGCCUUUUUGGAUCUGCAGCAAGUCGGCGCCGGGGGCCCCGCGGGCGCCUCGGUCCCGCCCUUCAAUGCCUUUCCCCAUGCUGCCUCCGUGUACGGGCAGUUCACGGGCCAGGCCCUCCUCUCAGGGCGAGAGAUGGUGGGGCCCACGCUGCCUGGAUACCCGCCCCACAUCCCCACCAGUGGACAGGGCAGCUAUGCCUCUUCUGCCAUCGCGGGCAUGGUGGCAGGAAGUGAAUACUCUGGCAACACCUACGGCCACACCCCCUACUCCUCCUACAGUGAGGCCUGGCGCUUCCCCAACUCCAGCUUGCUGAGUUCCCCCUAUUAUUACAGUUCCACAUCAAGGCCGAGCGUGCCGCCCACCACUGCCACGGCCUUUGACCAUCUGUAAUUGCCAUGGGGACAGUGGGAGCGACCAGGCAGCAGGAGGACUUGACCUGGGACAGGCCCCAGAGAGUCACACAAAGGAAUCUUUAUUUAUUACAUGAAAAAUAACCACAAGUCCAGCGCGGCGGCCACUCCCUGUGUGGUUAAUGUAAUCAACCGCGAAAGACAGGAUGACCUUGGAGACAGCCAGACUGUCCUCCAGGACCCCUUAAUGGGGGCAGGAGUUCAAGGGAAAGAGGACCAUCCCGUUCCGAAAGACAGAACUAGAGAAGAAACCUUCCCUGGCUGGUAGACACCAAAGAAGAGACGAGAGAGCCCCGAGGAGCCGGAGGGGGCCCAGGUGGGACCCGCGUGGCUGUGCAUCAACUCGGUCCAGCAGACGUGGACUGUAAGCAAGUCCUCCCGCCCACAGGUCCAGCCCGCGCCACGGCGGCCCCCCAACGGGCGCCCCAUCCCCUCCCUCAGCCUCCGCGGUGGCCGCCUCUUCCUGCUGGUCUCCCGGGCAUGGGCUGCUCCUCGGCCACCCCCCACCCGUCGCCGACUGACCCCCGUUCCACCUGCUGCUUUGCAAGUGCCAGCCUCUCCUCCGGCGGCUCAUCUCUGUGGCAGCCGCCAUCCGCCAGACCAGCCAGAAGCCCGGGCCCUGGGAGGUGAGGUGUGGCCCUGCCCAGGGCAGAACCAGGCCGAAUGGCGGGAAAGGCCAAAAGAGGACACUCCCCUUCCCGGCUGCUCCUGCCAAGCCCCGCGAGCUACCUGCAGCCCUCCUGCGGCAGCCAGAGGACACCUGAGGCAGCCCGAGGCCCAACUGUAAAUACUGUAAAGGAAGCUCUGGUGGCCAGGCUUCCCUCCUCCCACCCCUAGACUGUGGCCUCUGAGCGAAUUGUCUCCCAGCACCUUGGGCUUCUCUCCUUGAUGCUUCUUUCUUUUUUAAAGAAACCCGCCAUUACCACAUGACUCAAUAAAACAUUGCUCUUCGCCUCAG
Sciurus carolinensis (gray squirrel) is the source of this 2572-nucleotide messenger RNA. RefSeq names its product paired box 8 (gene Pax8). Lineage: Eukaryota; Metazoa; Chordata; Mammalia; Rodentia; Sciuridae. The record is from RefSeq and is a predicted model, not a curated record. Bases 41 to 1594 code for a protein of 517 amino acids. The transcript is spliced from 12 exons. Gene Ontology annotation, molecular function: RNA polymerase II cis-regulatory region sequence-specific DNA binding; DNA-binding transcription factor activity, RNA polymerase II-specific. Gene Ontology annotation, biological process: anatomical structure development; regulation of transcription by RNA polymerase II.